Molecule: messenger RNA, 7878 nt
Organism: Seriola aureovittata
Lineage: Eukaryota; Metazoa; Chordata; Actinopteri; Carangiformes; Carangidae
Gene: ptenb
Product: phosphatase and tensin homolog B
Exons: 9
Coding region: 590-1837 (415 amino acids)
Biological process (GO): phosphatidylinositol 3-kinase/protein kinase B signal transduction; cell motility; negative regulation of cell population proliferation
Cellular component (GO): cytosol; nucleus; cell projection
Molecular function (GO): inositol-1,3,4,5-tetrakisphosphate 3-phosphatase activity; phosphatidylinositol-3,4,5-trisphosphate 3-phosphatase activity; protein tyrosine phosphatase activity
Source: RefSeq, a predicted model, not a curated record
CGUCUCUUCCUCCGGUCAGAGACCGCUCGGAGAGAUUUGCUCUCCGCCUGUCUGCGUCCAAUCACGGCGUCUCUGUUGCUCACCGAGACCGGGAACAGUGCGACUGGAUUCAUCCAACGUCCUGAGGACUGGAUCUCCACCGAACAUCGAGCCGCGGAUGGUUUUGUCUCCGGGCGGGGGACCUGGAAACCAGGGCCCACAGAGGGAGCAGGGAGGAGGCCCCGACGCCCCCUUGUACUGACCCAGAAAACAGCACCGACGGCCGGGCUGCCUCUCUACUAGCAGGCCGGCUAGCUUCUGGCUGCACCGGAGCUUGCAGGUUGGCACCCGAGGAGGCCGGAUAACGGAAUCGUUUCUAACCGUUAGGACCUUUUUUUUGCUCUCAUUAUUCAUCGGGGAGGAUUUUUUGCGCUGAAGUUUUGAAUUCUGGAGAUCGGGAGCUGGUGGCUAGCUAGCUCCGGGCUAGCUGUCCCAGUUGGCUUCUCUCCCCGGUAACCAGACAGCGGAGGCUCCGGAGCGAGGACUCAGGAGCACAGGCGGUGUCUGCGUACUUUCUCCAAAUUUUACGUACCUCACGGUGACACUGAUCAUGGCUGCCUUAAUCAAGGAAAUCGUGAGCAGGAAUAAAAGGCGAUACCAGGAGGACGGCUUCGACCUGGACCUGACCUAUAUUUAUCCAAACAUCAUAGCGAUGGGUUUCCCUGCAGAGCGACUGGAGGGAGUUUACAGAAACAACAUCGACGAUGUCGUUCGAUUUCUAGAUUCAAAGCACAAGAGUCACUAUAAGAUCUACAACCUAUGUGCGGAGCGACACUACGACACGUCAAAGUUCAACUGUCAAGUGGCUCAGUACCCAUUCGAGGACCACAACCCUCCCCAGCUGGAGCUGAUCAAGCCAUUCUGUGAGGACCUGGAUCAGUGGCUGAGCGAGGACGAGCAGCAUGUUGCCGCCAUCCACUGCAAGGCGGGAAAAGGCCGCACCGGCGUCAUGAUCUGCGCCUACCUGCUGCACCGGGGCAAGUUUCAGGAAGCUCAGGAGGCGCUGGACUUUUACGGAGAGGUCCGCACCCAUGACAAGAAGGGUGUGACCAUCCCCAGUCAGCGGCGUUACGUGGUCUACUACAGCUUCCUGCUGAGGAACCAGCUGCAGUACAAACCUGUCGCUCUGCUCUUCCAUAAGAUGCUGUUUGAAACCAUCCCCAUGUUCACUGGUGGAACCUGCAACCCUCAGUUUGUGGUGUACCAGCUGAAGGUGAAGAUUCACACCUCUAACGCCUCCCACACCCGGCGGGAAGACAAACUGAUGCUGUUUGAGUUCCCGCAGCCACUUCCUGUCUGCGGAGACAUCAAGGUGGAGUUCUUCCACAAGCAGAACAAGAUGAUGAAGAAGGAAAAAAUGUUUCACUUCUGGGUCAACACCUUCUUCAUCCCGGGGCCAGAGGAGAACCCGGACAAACUGGAGAAUGGCAGCGCUGGGACGCUGCGGGACCCGGCCGACAGGACGCACCAGAACCUGGGGAUGAUGACAGCCAUGAUGAUGGGCGGAGAGACUAACGACAGGGACUACCUGAUUCUCACACUCAUCAAGAGUGACCUGGACAAGGCCAACAAAGACAAGGCCAACAGGAACUUCUCCCCGAACUUCAAGGUGAAACUGUUCUUUACCAAGACGGUGGAGGAGGGAGCGAACUGUGACGCAAGCAGCACGUCGGCCUCGGUGACCCCGGACGUCAGCGACAAUGAACCAGAUCACUACCGCUACUCUGACACCACGGACUCGGACCCAGAGAACGAGCCGUUCGAAGAGGACCACCACAAUCAGAUCACAAAAGUCUGACACACACACUCUCUCUCACACAACAGAUAUAUAUGUGUGUAUAUAUGUACAUACACAUACAUACAUACACAGUAUAUAUAUAUGUACACACACUCAUGAACCCCCACACUGAGACUAGCGUGUGGUUAGCUAACGGGGGAAUAUAACCUACGGACCAGACCUGAUCUGUGGGACUCUGGGAUCAAAGAGCUCAGAUCAGACUAUAAGCCCCCUCCACCCCUCCAAUCUUCUGCACGGUGCACACCUGGACAAUCACGACAUAGCGGUGGGGGUGAGGAGGGUGGGGAUAAGCGUGGGGGCGGGGCCAGGCCGGGAUACAGACGGCGAAUGGACAAUAAGACAGAUGAAUGGACAGACAGGUUUAAAGUUAAAGGGGUAAAACUUGAAUAUAAACAAACUGAAAGACGAGUAGACUUCUUUAGUGACUACACCGAGAUGUUUGUUGGAUAAAUCCCCAUGUGUCCUUCCUUCCAUCCUUCUUUCCUUUCCUGCUUCCUUCCUGACCAGAUUAAGGAAAUGUUAUGCAGACCAAUCUUUCUGUUUCCACCUAUUCAGUCUUCAGUUCUGUGAAGCUGAGUCAGAGUUGACUCUUCUCUCUGUGUGCUCACAUCAACACGUCCACACCGAAGUCACAUCCAAAUAUUUUUCUACAGAACUAAGAUUUUAAAUCAUUGAGUUUCAGCAAAUGAAAUCUGUAAGUUUAUUCAGAGAAAAUAAAAAUUCAGCUUCAGUUCCACUGUAGGACACUGAGCAAAUUUUAUUGAAGGAAAUGAUGAAACCAGGACAGUGAUAAAGGUCAUCAAUCAUAACAAGUAUUUAAUUUCAUCAACGUGUCACUUCGGAUGGAAACAAAAACAUAUUUUUUGUUAUAAACUAAACUGGAACCAGUGAGAAUCAGUCUGGACCAGUCUGAUUUCGGUUUACUGUUCUGUGGGUUCACCCUGAUUCAUUUUGUUGUAUUCUGGAGUUUGGAUCAUCCCCCAAACAAAGAACCUUUUAGCCCUCCAAACCUAUCUGAUCUCUUACCCUGUCCUGAGUCCUGUUCAGACCAAGCUGGACCGGCCUCAUUGCUGGUCUAGACCCAGUUUGCACCAGUUUUAGCUGGACAGGAUUGGCUCUGGGACAAAGUAGCACACAAAGAAGAGAGACAACCUGAUGUUGGAAUGUGACAAUGAAGAAUAGAAACUUGGAUUCUUCACAAUCUGUCAAUCACAUACUGUUGAAACCCACAUACAGUACAAACCUACUGUGAACAAAUGCUCUUACUACUUUUCUGACUGUCUCUGUCUCCAGUUUUGCACAGAAGGAUUCUCUUCAAUCAUUUCCUACAGUUACAGAAACAUAUUUUUGUUAUACUCUUAUAUCAAUCAUUAAGCUAAACACACAAGCUACACACAUUAUAACCAUUCCUUCAGCCAGAUCUGCUUUAAGCUUUACACCUGUAGGCUAACCCACCCUGACACAAACUAGAGAGCGCUUAGUUUUGAUGUUCCUGGCAUGUCAGGCGGGUGGGGUUUGCACUAUAUAAAGGACAGUUGGCUUUGUAUGUAUUUCUGGGUAAGCUCAGUCCAUCCAAGACGCCUGUUUGGCUCAUGUUUGUGCUGAAACAUACAGUCCUUUUUAUAAAUCUGCCCUUUGGGAGGUUUCAGCACAGAGUUUCUCAACUUUGGGGUCAGGACCCAACGUGGGUUUGGGGCAGACUUCGUGACGACAUUUGCUCUUGACGGUCUAGAUGUUUAGCCUCUGUGUGUCUUUGGUUUCUGACAUUUGAAAGUGGGUGAUGCUCUAUAAUUAUUACUCUGUCCAUAGACUAUUAAUCCUUGUAUUCAGUACUACUUUAAAAAGCACUUAAAGUCUUGCAAACUGUACCUUUAACGCCAGGGACGACAGUUUGAGGAUUACUUAACCAUCACGGCAGAUUCGACACUAUUCCGUCUGGAUUUGACAGGAGCAAAUGAACAUUAGGGAUUCUCUGAUUAGUGUCUUUCAGACCGUAGAUUUAAUCCCAUCAGAGCAGAACAACCCAAAGCUAAUCCCCAAUUGGUUCACAUCAUUCGGGUUCUCUGUACCUUUUAUGUCCACAUUGUAAGUUUCCUUCUGCUCGUUCAGUGAUCUCCUGCAAAGACUAAAGAACCACGAUGCAGUUGGAUGCAACAAUUAACUCCAAGCACCAUCUGGGCUGGACAGGGCUGUGAAUCAAAAACAUUUAGAAACCACCCACAAAAUCAUCUGCAAUUAAUAUCAGCCCAUUUCAAAUGGUACCCAAUCGAUCAGAGCAUCCCUAUUGAUCAUCUGCCUCCAGAUCAGGUGUAGGUAGAAGUUUUAGUCCUGAUGCCCAGUUUUUCCGUCCGAACAUUUGGUGCUACAACCGAUAUCAGCCCUGCGUUGGUUCCGUAGUUAACGACCGUUCUUCUAAGCUGUGGUUCGAAGACCGAGUUGGGACUUCAAGUUCCUCUUGUCCACCCUGUAGGCCUUGCCAAGACCCUGAUCACACAGGAUGAACUCUGGAGGCGUGAACACAUAAAAUCCAGAAAGCUGCUUUUAUCUGGACAAUAGGAGAGCAGUGCUGACGGUGAUGCUGAAUGAGUGAGUGAUGAACUCAACCUUGAAAUCAGAACAGUACCCGAACUCAAAGAGUCAACGACACCAAGAGGUGAGAACAAUAAUAUCAAGAAUGUUUGGUGACGAUCAUGAGACGACAGAGAUGCCAAAUGAGGAGGUGGACGAGGUUCCUCUGGGACCUUUCUGCGAUUGAUCCUAACGCCCAAAGAACAUUUUAAGCUUGAAGCUGUUAACAGCCAAUCAGAGCUUUGAAUAAGAAUAAUAAGAAUGAGAUGGCAUCUUCUUGUACCAGAGGCAGAACAAUGUCCAGAAAAAACAGGCAUACAUGUGAUGUUUCCAACUGCACAGGCUGUUGUAAGUCGACUUGCUCUGUGUCGAAGGACAAACAAAAUGGACAUUCAGUCUGCUUAUCAGAUUGUAAACAGCUGGAUCAAACAGGACUCACUGGAACAAGUAGAAGUGCCUGAAGUUGCAUCCUGUGUGAUCACAUCUUGAGGUGCAGCACCCAGCCAUCUGUAGCUUUGUGCUACCAGCAGACAAGUGCUUUGGGCCAUCAGUCCACCAUGUUGGGUUUAAGGUGCUAAGCUGUGCUAACCAGGGCUGAUGCUAAGCCUGUCGUCCAUCUGUGGUGCUUUCUACCAGCAGCAAGUGUUCGUCCAGUUGUGAGGCUCAACAGCUGUCAUCAGAGUGGUGAUCUGUCUACAGCUCUGUUUGUGCAGCUGGCGACAUUUCACAGCAACAACAACAACACAACAACUCCUACUUAGAGUCCUGUUGGGUGCUGUCAGGCCUGGCCUCACUUCCUGUCAUCAACCUGUUCAGACAUGACCAGUGUGAAGACCCGUUUAGUGGAGGGGCUUAAGAACUACUGCCAACUGGUGUGGCCUCCAGAAACUGAUCCAGGGAACCUGGAUUAAAGUUUCCACAGGAUCCCGUUCAGGCUGUUUCUAUUUUUACAGGGUAGUUUUUUUUUUUUUUUUUUAAACAGCCGCAGUUCUACGUCUUCUUUCAGGAGGCAGUCUCUCGUCCCUUUAAAAUAUGUAAAAGGUGAUUUAGGCUGAUUUUACACCUACUGAUGUAGGUGAAUGGUAUUAUGGGUAGCUUUAGGAUGCUGAGGAGUUGAUGCCCAAAUCUGUUAUGUAGCUGUACGCAACAAAAAAGUUAAACAAUACAUUUGUCUCCAAAUGACACCGAAUAUGUUCCAGCCUAAAACCUGAACGUGUCUGAAUGUUGGUACCGUACUCAACCGACUGGUGUGUACUGAGCUGGUUUUGGGUAUUUGAGGCCAGGCAGGUGCUGUCCACAUCUCUGACUGUUCCAGGUGCUCCAUAUCUUUUUCUCAUGACCAUUUUAAAGUGGUUGAUUGUAGACAACAAGUCCUAGUUCAGCUGUGCUGUAUCCACGUGGGAAAUUUGGACAGGUUUCAAAUCAGGAAGAGGUUUUAUUUUCCUUAACUCAAAUUUCAUAAAGUUUGGCAUCAGACAUUUUCCGUAUCCAAACUUAAUCAACAGAAGUUUUUAAUGAAUUUCGUUGUUGAUCCUGUUAUGAUUUAGCGUAUGUUCAGGGUUCCUGUGCUGAUCGAGAGAGUCAGAGAGGAAACAAAAUGGGGAUCGAAGAAAACUUAGGAAAGAUUUUUACCAAAGUACUUUUCUGCUUCUAGAUCUCUGGACAGACAACAGAAGGCCUCAGAGAAGUGUUGCAGAGAGUCGGUGAUGUGUUGACAUAAAAACCUUAAACAUUGAACACAGUGCUGGUUGGAAUGUUAAGAUAAAUGGUUUUACGUUCGGCGUUAACAGUCAGUGAUGUGCGAACAUGUCGGUCUGCAGCAUCUGGAAUCUGUAAAGGAACCUUGGACUGGGUUUUGGCGUUGUAUGCUCCACAGAUGUCACUCUGGAUUCUGGAUUAACCUUUAACCUCCAACAAUCAGAAUAUACAUUAAGUGUUACACGUGUCCGACUUCCUGUUUUUCCCUCAGCGAGAAAGCUUCUUUGUUUUGUCUGUUGAGUCAACAAAAUGAUGCUUCAGCUCUUUUCUGUUUACAUCUCAUCACCAAACCUGCCAAAAUGAAGCUCAGACUAAUGGUUUAUUUUUUUAAUUUGUAGUCUGUUUGUUUGUUAGUUUUGGAGUUGACGAGGUAAACGCGCCCUAUGUUCAUGUUCUUUCUUUGUUUUGCCUUAAGGUGCGGUCACAUUAGCCAUCCAGUCACCACAACUGCCCCACUGUCAGACCCAGUAAAGGAUGUAGUGUUGGGGGAUUCAGUCAGUGUCAUAUUGUACAAAAAAAUCACUGAGUCCACCUUCAAAACUCAGUGUAUCAGUGUUUUGGCUGAAUGUGCAAAUUCAAAAAAUGAAAGGUGAAAUCUGAGCUGGAUGCCAAAGUUCGCACCAAAACAGGAAAUCCAUUCUUGAAGUUGUUGCUUUGGCUUUUGUUGAGGUUGAACAAGAGACGUGGUAUUGACAGCACAGAGGCGUGGUGUGACCGUACCUUUACCUGAAGCUGACAACAGUUUUCUGCUUCUAGACAGUUCCUUAGAAUCUCAGAGUCCAGUUCACCAACCACAUCUGUCGGUCAAAGGUCAAAGGGGAAGGAAAUUCAUUUAAAUAGAAAACAUUUCAGCCCCAGUUGGAUCUUUGGUGUUUAAAAUGGACACCACAGUCAGAUAUCUACAAGCCGGCUGAUUGGCUGCUUCACCAUCUCACUGCUGAAUGUUCAUUAAGCACCUCUGUUCAAGGCGGCAGGUUUACCAUCAAAAUUCAUAGCAAUAUGUCCUUGACUUUCAGUGGUAGAUAGCUAGCUAAUUAAGCUAAAAUUAGCGUGUUUAACUUUGUAAUGUUUCAAGCAAAUUUAUUCCAAGAACAAAAAUAUUGACUUUAUGGAUAGAUGUGAUGUCAUCCUGAGGCUAAAGCUAACCGGUCCCAGGUAAGAGAGCAGUGUUCUCACCAGGUGAUCCAUGUGGACAUGUUACACUGUCGAGUGACUGAAGUCUGAUAAAUAAACAUGUCAAAUCAGAACUUACAGUUUGUGUUUUCACUUUUGAAAAUAGAAACUGGUUGUAACACGAUCUCUGGAUAUUUUGUCCUAAAAUGUUCCAGUGGAAUCAGUAUUGAUGAGUAUUGAUCAGCUCUACAGUGAGUCUGGAACCAAACCUUCUGACAGAUGUGGUUUUGUUCUAAGCUCUGGUCCGACAGAAACUGUUUGGAGCAGAGCAUCGUGGUCCAGGUCCAGGUCUCAGCUCAGUGGUCCACAGUGUGUCUGCUCAUGAUGAUGAUUGUCUUGGUUUUAUUUGAUCAGGUAUUCAUGUUGUUUUCACUUGGUCAACAAACAGAAAACUCGUAACUAUAGCCUGUAUCACCAUGGAAACAUGUCAUGUUAAACUGACUCCCCACCCCCGCCCUCAGUUCUUUUAUUCUUCCUUCCCUCCUUGUUUUAUAAUUAAAUAAAAACACUGUAAAGGUGAAUAAAACUAUUUAUAAACAGCU